Solanum tuberosum (potato) is the source of this 642-nucleotide messenger RNA. RefSeq names its product signal recognition particle receptor subunit beta-like. The record is from RefSeq and is a predicted model, not a curated record. NCBI's taxonomy places the organism in Eukaryota, Viridiplantae, Streptophyta, Magnoliopsida, Solanales, Solanaceae. The annotation marks the transcript as partial. The transcript has 5 exons.
UGUGCUGGCAUAUACCAGCUUAGAGAUGGUUCAGCCCAUCAGGGUACCGUGACGUCAAUGGAACCAUAUGUAGGCAGUUUUAUACUACACUCUGAGGAAGACAAGAAAGGGAAAUUGAAGCCUGUUCUUGUUGUUAAUGUCCAAGGGCACUCUCGUCUUCGGCCGAAACUAGAUGAGAUUUUGCCUCAAGCAGCUGGCGUUGUGUUUGUGGUGGAUUCCGUGGAAUUUUUACCAAACUGCCGUCCUGCUUCAGAGUACUUGUAUGCGAUCUUGACAAAGGCAAGUGUGGUCAAGAAAAAAGUUCCAGUACUCCUCCUUUGCAACAAGGUAACUGCACAUACAACAGAAUUCAUCAGAAAACAGCUGGAGAAAGACGCAGAAUUGCCUUCUGAAGAGUUGAAAUUUACCUCACCACGAUGGAAUACUGUGUUGCAUGCUUUGUUCUCCUUUUGCUACAAACUUCGUACAUCAAGAACUGUCGUAUCUGAUGCACAUAUCUCUAAUGAAUAUACGCUUGGUGUACCUGGAGAACCAUUUGCUUUUUCUCAAUGCCAUAACAGAGUAAUUGUUGCUGAAGCUUCUGGUCUGACUGGUGAAAUUUCUCAGCUGGAGAAGUUCAUUAGGGAGAAUGUGAAACCUUGA